AUGCCCGCCCUCCCAUUUUCCAGCUCUUUACUUGUUCAGGCGCCGGUCGCCAUUUCUUCUGACAUAGGGGACCGGUGUCAUGACAUCGACGGUUGUCGUACGGUCAUACAAAUUCUUCUGAGCUGCAUCUCCACCGUCAUCCUCUCCACUUACUCCUCCGUUCAUCCGAAUGUCCCUCCCACUCGAAGAGACCAACGGGAGAAAUCUUUCUGGAAAGAACACCGGCAGUGGAGCAAGCAAAAUUUCGCGAAUUUCAAACCCAAAUUCGUCAUGUUCCUUGUCGCUCUCGUGGCGCCAGAGUUGAUUUUUGGUCUUGCUUAUCGACAAUACGCGAGUGUAAAACAGCUAAUGAAAGAUUUCAAACUGAAGAAAUCUCAUGCGUGGCUCUUAGUAAUGGGUGGUUUUGCGACGUCAGAGGGCCACCCUCUCUUCCGUCAAUCGGAUGUGAUGGCAUAUCGCGAAGCAAUGGAGCGACAAACACCGGUCGAAAUCAAGGACAAAAGCAAAGCGGACCUUCUUUCGAAGCUUUUGGCUCUGGCUCAACUACUGUGGUUUGUACUACAGAUUAUGAUGCGGGUUGCCACUGGCCUUCCGCUGUCGGAACUGGAAAUCGCGACUGUCGCCUUUGCCUUCAUUCCUCUUUGCACGUGGUGGUUUUGGAAGGAUAAGCCGAAAGAUGUUGGUGAGGCGAUUCGACUGGACAUUGAGCCAGGGAAAGAAUUGGGUCUGAAGCAGUUGGGCAAUCAAGUCGUCCGAACUAGUAGUCAAAGUCCACUUGUCGUUGAGGUUAAAGCAGAAUUGGAUGCAAGCGAUAGUGACAGCGAUACAGUCGUGUCCACCUCGGACGCUAUGAGUGGUGAACCAGACGAUCCUCCCAGAUCUGUUCCCGGGUAUAAGAUGGAAGAACCCGGCAAUGGUCUCCAACACCAAACAUCUUUAUGUCGCAGUGGUACAGAUACCACGCUGGUCGAGUCCGAGGUUGGGAAUGACGGUUGCGAAACUCGCCACACUGAGAAGCCUAAGUCAGAAUACGGCCUACUCGCCCACCAAUCGUGGUCCCAACAAUUGGGGGUACUUCUGACCGCAACGAUCUUCGGGACCUACCCAAAAACACCCGAAAUGAAACAACGAACGGCCGUGCCCAUAUUUUGGCCAGGACCAUGGCCAAAAAACAAGUCCGGAGUCUCCGCUACCCCCUUGCAAGCCCUUGCGUUACAAUUCCUGAUCUCCCUUUUAUUUGGCGCCAUACACCUCCUAGCGUGGGACCUCCACUUCCCUUCGGUCAUCGAGCUCUGGAUGUGGCGGGCGAGUGCUACAGCCAUCAUCAUCAUCCCAUUAUUUGGUCUCAUUCUCGCAAUGGCUUCCUCCGGGCUGAAGAACGGUGCACUGCGUACAGCCGUCAUGUCGACCAACCAUGUUUUGGCCGUAGUCUAUAUCCUCGCCCGCAUGACUCUACUCGCGCUUCCGUUUACCACCCUCCGCAAUCUCCCGUCUGGGGUAUAUGUCGACUUUUCGUGGAGCUCCUUCAUUCCCCAUAUAUAA
This is a messenger RNA of Mycena indigotica, 1542 nucleotides long. RefSeq lists its product as uncharacterized. The coding region runs from base 1 to 1542 and encodes 513 amino acids. The transcript has 6 exons. The record is from RefSeq and is a predicted model, not a curated record. NCBI's taxonomy places the organism in Eukaryota, Fungi, Basidiomycota, Agaricomycetes, Agaricales, Mycenaceae.